AAUGUAUUAAUUUACUUUAUGUAAUUAUUAUUAUUUAAUAUAUUGUGAAGGAGUCUGGCAACAUUGACUUGUGACUAGACAUGUUUGUCUACAUUUGUCAUUUUGAAAGUUACAACGUGGAGUUUGGGCCAGAGUAAAAUAUUCGCAACUCUAAUUUAUGAAUUAAACACUUAAUUUUUUAUUGAAAUUAUUCAGUCAUAUUGUAGCAAGGAUGGCGCCCCCACAAAAAGGUAAACAAGGCACUAAAGGUGCAAAACAGAUUGUUACUGAAAAUGCAGACACCCUAAGUUUCUAUAGGAAUAUGGCCAUUAUUUCAAAUGCAGUGUCAUUAAUAAUAUUGGUAUUCUAUAACUCUGGAAUAAGUAUUGCGCUGUACUUAUUCUCUUGCAUUAUUUACAUUGCAAGUUACCAAUUCAUGGUUUAUAUGGCCAAACCAACAUAUUCUGAAUCUGGACAGUUACUAGAUUCUGGGGUUGAUCUAAAUAUGGAAGGAGGUAUUUCUGAACACAUAAAAGAUAUUAUAAUACUAACAGCUGGAUGUCAGAUCCUUUCAUCACUUAUUUCCAAUUACUUUUGGUAUUUAUGGCUGUUAGCACCAGCCAGAGGCUUCCAUAUAGUUUGGAAAAACAUUUUGUCACCAUAUAUCUUCCAAGAAGCACCUGCUCAACCUGAAGAAAAUGAAAAGAAGCAGAGGAAAUUAGAAAGGAAAAUGAAAAGAAUGCAAAGGUAGAUAGAAGAAACACUGUGUAUAGUGACUGAGUAUCAAGUAUAAGUGAACAAUUACUCUGGACAUUUAAUUAUUAAGGAUUGUAAUAUAAAUAUAAAAUUGGUGUGUUAUGGUCUUAAUUGUUGUGUAUGCGCAUUUUGUUUUUCAAUGUGUAUAUUUAGUAUUAAUAUUUAAAUACAAUAAUUUGAUGUUACUUAUUUUAACAUCUUAUCCUGUAUUUGUUUUACAUAAUAUAUUUUUGUUUUCA
Aethina tumida (small hive beetle) is the source of this 974-nucleotide messenger RNA. Its product is annotated as transmembrane protein 208. The record is from RefSeq and is a predicted model, not a curated record. Gene Ontology annotation, cellular component: intracellular membrane-bounded organelle. Gene Ontology annotation, biological process: vacuolar protein processing. The transcript is spliced from 4 exons. Bases 212 to 730 code for a protein of 172 amino acids. NCBI's taxonomy places the organism in Eukaryota, Metazoa, Arthropoda, Insecta, Coleoptera, Nitidulidae.